CGUUAAAAGGAACGUACCGGAAUGCACAACGUGGUGAACGAAUCGGCAGCCGCCAACGCAGGAUCCCUGCCGGAGUUCCGCAAAUCGUUCGAGACGGUUCGCAAGGCUUCGUACUUGGUUGGCGUUGCUCUGUUCACCCGUGAGUCGGACCUGAACGUGCGCUUCUUCGGAACUUCGACCAUAAUUGCGUUAGUCUACGUCUGUUGCCUGUACUCGGGCUGGUUUUUGCGAUCGGAUUGGAAUCGGCUGCUGGAGAUGUCUGUUUGUCUCUUGCUGAACUUACAAGGCACUAGCAAGCUGUGGACUGGAUUCGUACAUAAAUUGCGCUACUGCAAACUGUUUCAAACUACAGAGCGAAUUUAUGAAAGCUUCGAUGACGAUGAAAGGAACAGGCCCAUCCUCAGGGAUGUUGUGUCUAAGAUGAAUCUUUUUAUUAGGUGGAUUGUAAUUGUGUAUGUGAGUUGUGGAGUUAUUAUCGUGACUCUAGUUGUUCUGUACAUAUCACUUACUGGACAAAAAUUUCUUGUCCUCACAAUCUUCGUUCCAUAUGUGGAUCAUACAACUUUGGUUGGAUACGUUACACAUAGCUUUCUUCAUCUGUCAAUGAUUGUCUUUUGUGUUAUUGGAUACCUCGCAUCUGAUACUGCAUUUAUUGUCACCGUGGUUCCAAUCAUAGCCUACGGAAAUUGUCUACAAAACGAAAUAAGAAACCUCAAUUUGAUGCUACAAAUGCCCCAGAGAAACGAAAAGUUGAUCACUGAAAAACUUUUACGGAUCUGCAAACUGCAUCAGAUGAUAGUCGAGUUCGAGGAAGAUGCUGUUGAACACUUCAAGUACGGUUGCGCGGUACAAAUUCUUUUCCAAGCUGGCACUCUUCUGGUCACUAUCUUUUUGAGCUACAUCUGUGGUUACAUCCAAGCUGCUAGUAUUUUUAUGGCUUUGUUUUUUCAACUGACUCAAUACUGUGCGCUGGGAACAAUCGUGACCGCAAAGAAUGAUCAAAUGACGAUCGACAUCUACGGAAUCGAGUGGUAUCGGCUCGGCAAUACACAGCAGCAAAUUGUGGUGUUCAUGCUUCAUCGAGCUCAAACCGCAAAAGAUUUAUCCGUUGGAGGAAUAGCACCACUUAAUGUGGAGACAUAUGUGAAGAUCAUGAAAACAACCUAUUCUUUUCUUGCCUUGUUGAUAACAUUAUUUAAAUAAAAGGAAA
Molecule: messenger RNA, 1210 nt
Organism: Culex quinquefasciatus (southern house mosquito)
Lineage: Eukaryota; Metazoa; Arthropoda; Insecta; Diptera; Culicidae
Product: putative odorant receptor 83c
Exons: 3
Coding region: 22-1203 (393 amino acids)
Biological process (GO): sensory perception of smell; detection of chemical stimulus involved in sensory perception of smell
Cellular component (GO): plasma membrane
Molecular function (GO): olfactory receptor activity; odorant binding
Source: RefSeq, a predicted model, not a curated record